Molecule: messenger RNA, 4923 nt
Organism: Aquila chrysaetos chrysaetos
Lineage: Eukaryota; Metazoa; Chordata; Aves; Accipitriformes; Accipitridae
Gene: TNFRSF9
Product: TNF receptor superfamily member 9
Exons: 8
Coding region: 149-991 (280 amino acids)
Biological process (GO): regulation of cell population proliferation
Cellular component (GO): external side of plasma membrane
Molecular function (GO): cytokine binding; signaling receptor activity
Source: RefSeq, a predicted model, not a curated record
GCGGGCCGGAAAGCCCCGCCGGACCGGGGUUUUCCCCGCCGCCCCCGGGCUGACGCAGCCAGGCCCUCCGGGGGCGGCCCGUAAGGGCCGGCGCCCGCCGCCCCGCGCGCACUCCAGCGGGCCGCGCCGCCGCCGCCGCACCGACCCCAUGGGACCGGCGGCAGCACGGGCGGGCCGGGCGCUUUUGCCGGCGGCGCUGCUGGCGCUGGCGCUGAGCCCGGCGCCCGCCGCCGCCCUGCCGUGCGGCGCCGACUGCCCAGCGGGUACCUUCGUGGUGAUGGCGGGCUGCGGGCGCGGCGCGGGAGCGGGCUGCCGGCAGUGCCCGCCCGACACCUUCUCCAGCGCGGCGGGACUCCGCGGCUGCACCCUCUGCCGGAAGUGCGAAGGGAGAUUCAGGUACUUAAAAGAGUGCUCCUCAAAAAGCGAUGCUGAAUGCACGUGCAAGGAGGGGUACCGCUGCAGCGGCGACGGCUGCUCCCGCUGCGACCCAAGCUGCGGCGUGGGCCAGGAGAACACCGGGAGUGGUUGCCAAACUUGCCGCUAUGGAACUUUUAAUGAUCAGCCCAAUGGCUCCUGUAAAAACUGGACAAAGUGCUCUGCAAACCAGGUCCUGGAGCCUGGAACUGCAGCAAAAGACGUCAUUUGCAAACACGCUUCAGAUAAUCCCACUUUAGUCACUACUCUACCUACCACGUCUCCUGCAAUUCCAUUUUCUAUCACUGUGCCAGGGGAAGACCUCCAGAUGGACAUUAUCAGAAUUUCUCUUACUGUAGCUGGGCUGUUGUGCAUAGUGUUUCUGCUACCUUCGUGUGUAUGCUUCGGUAUCUGGCAGAAAAAGAAGCUACAUGCUGUCUUCAAGAAAAUGCACACCACACCUGAACAGUCAAUUCAGGAAGAUGAUGCCUGCAGCUGCCGCUUUCCUGAGGAAGAACAAGGUGAAUAUCAGGACCAUAGCAAAUCCACAGAAUUCAGAGAUCUUUUGGUGAACUAGGAAUUGGACUGUUCAGCUCAACCACAUUUGAAUUUCCUUUUGGAACACAGAACAAGAACCUGUUUACAUAAAUAGAAAGGGUAUCAAAAUCUGUGGAUUUCAGAGUGCUAAAUAGCCCAGCCACUGAGGAAACAGUGCAUCUUUUCCAUCUCUUAAAGAAAUAAAAAUAAAUAAAUAAAAAGAUCCAAGUUUGCUGACUUUCUUCCUCUAGGACUAGGAAUCAUAUUUCCAAGAAGCGGUACUUGAUCCACAUACAGAAAAAGUACUGCACUUAAAAGCAGUAACAAAAGGGCAGAAUGGCUUUCUGGUCCCUCUUAGAAAUGGUGCUGGAGCCAUAAUUUACAUGCAGUCUGAAAGCAUUUGAUGCUCAAAAGGGGAUGUGUAGCACAUAGUGGAGCCACUUGUGACACUCAUGGUCUCCAUUACCAGCUGUCCUCUUGAGUCUAGAGCUGCAGCUCCUCCUAAAGUUUAGCUCAAACCCAACAGUCUUGGGUUUUGUGUGCAAAUACAGAUAGACCUCAUUUCAGAUCCCAUCAGUGCUAGAAACAGAUACCUGGCCUGACUACUGCACACCUUCUUAUAUGUAGGAGAGAGGAAGCCAUAAAAAUCUAGAGCUGCAAAGUGUUUCGUAAGAGCUUGCCUCUGCUGUUGUAUUACAGUGAUUGGCUUAAGAGGGUCAGUGGAAACACUGAGAAAAGCUGUGGUUGACUUGAUCUUAGAAAUAGAUGUUACUGUGCAGCUGGACUGCACCACCUUCUACAUCAUUCAACUUUGAUCUUUUAGGUGAUGUAAACAUAUGUACAUUGCAGAUGUGGUAUACGUAGAUGUGAUACAUUUCUGGUACUAUUUUUGUAACUCUGAGGUUGGAAAGAUUUUAACAUCAGACACUCUGUAUCUGUCUCUCUGAUCGAUUACUGUUACUUUGGUCUUAAAAUGCAUGUUUGAAUCAUGGUAUUCACAACAACUUUUUUAACCUUUUACAAAACCAAAUAUUUUAUUUCUUUAGUAGAUGUUAUGCAAAAAAUAGAAUGAAAACCCACCUACAUGUCAUGUAAAAGAUGAUUUUCCCCUCUAUGUGAUUUCAACUUGGAGAAUGCUAUUCUUGUCUUUGAGGAACGACAGCCUGUCUCUCCAUUCAGCAGAUUACAAUAGCAGAUUAUUUUCACCAAACCACACUUAGGCAUUUUGAUAAACUUCUGUACAAGUAAAUAUAAAACAGUAUGUGAGAAAAUAAAUGUCGUACCAAAGCCUGAACUAUUAAGUAUAUUUAAAUAAAUCUCUCUUUUCAUCCCUAGCCCAAUUCUCCUCUCUAUUAGAACUUUCGACCAUGAGAACUAAGUGACUAUUACGUCAAGUUCACAAACUCAAAGACAUGAACAGGACACGUGAAAAGCCACCAAUCUAUUUAUAAAAUCAACAAGCAACCUUUGCACCAGUGGACAGUAUCUUAGAACAGGAUAAAAUAGUUCUGCUUGUGAUUAGUUUCUAAUCCAUAUGUAAGGUAUGAGAAUUCAUGUACAGAUCCCUGUAAAAACUCAAAACAUCUGGUGGUUUGUCCUUGGAAAAAAGAGAUAGCAGUUGGAAUUUUAUAUUUUGUUAGUGCAUUCAGCAUAUAUUUUGAAGGACAUUCAGUUCAUAACAAAAGCAGCACUGUAAAUACUAAGAUAGUUGGAGUGUUUAGCAGUUUUCAGAUUUAUACAAUAUUCAAGUUCUGUGAAUUGUGGCUUUCUAUAAAGAACUCAAAUUAUACCCAUAGAAUCAUGCACUUCCUUGAACAUAAUUAAUUGUUGCAUGUUGUGGAAUUUGCCUUCACUGUGUUCACAUAGAACAAAUGUAUUAGAAGCUUGUUCCCGUUCUAGACCCCACAUAGAUAGAUAUUUUAAUUUAAAAGUACUAAAGGACUUGCUUAAAUUCUUCUUCUCACUAUGCAUGUAGCAGAAACAGCUGUAAAACCACUUCUGGCAGUAUGCUAUGGAAAUGCAGUGGGCAGACUCAUCAAUUAAGUUUGCUCGGAAGUUUGCAUCUGCAAAAAAGCCACAUAUUUGUAGCUUCCUUUUUUCCUUUUUAAAUUAUUCUUUCAUCUCCUGAAAAAGUCCAUGGCAGCUAAUAAAACUUCAGUCAAAGCUAGAUAAUGUGCAGAUUGGCGGUUGACAAGUGGCUACUAUACAAGUCACAGAAACAGAAAUGGUGUAGCCAUCUGAUCUAAAUAAUUCAGGAUGCCACAUGCAAUUUUUUGAAUGUUUUGUUCUCUCAAGCUUUUGUAAAAAUGUUGCACAGUAUGAUUUAGGGAUCAUCAAUGACUAGAUUAAAAGAAACAUUGUCAUCAGUAUUAAGCUUCUACUAGCUUUCCUGAACAGAAUUUGUGGCUGAAUUUGUCUGUUUCUUAACACAGAGGAUGACAGCCUUCCCACAUGCAUAUUAAGCACUGUAAAAUCCUUCAUCCAGCAAGGGUGAAGGGGGAGAAACUGGACUGUGUAUCUUUGACUAUUGGUAAUUACGGCAGAAGGAAGGAGUAAAGCCUAACUGUCCGUAAUUCAGAACCAGGGCUGUGGAAAAGAAGUAUUUUUUGGUGAGGAAAAAUAACGGAUAGAUCACGUGCAUCUUGGCUUCACAGGGAGCUUUUAUUGAACAUACAGAUUCUUUAACACCUGAAGAAACUUACCAGUUCAUGUAGAAAUAAUGCAGAUCAGUCCUUCUAACUCUUUGAGCUCUAAGUGUUGUCUGCUUUCUGUGAAUGUCUCUUUUCUCAACAGUCUUUUUAAUUUAUUAUGUAGCAAGCAAAAAGGAACCGGGAAUGCCAUGGCGGCUCUCAAGCAGCCCAGGUGGCUGAGGAUGAGGUAACAGGCCAGAUGCAAGCUUUUUGCAUUUCCAUUUGUUUUUCUUGGAAGUCAGAAAGUGUCCUUUUAGCCAGACUGUGUGUGGAGGCCCAGGUGAUGUCAGGCAGAGUUCUGAAAGCAUGGAAAAAGGAGACAAAUCCUCUUUAAAGAUAAUUUUGAGCAGGAGAGCCUGCUGGUUUUUUAUUGCUUCCAGAACCAGCACCAUUUCCUGGCACAGUUACUGGCAUCAGUAAUUAAAACCAUGUUUGUCACAUGUCUUGGCUUCAUAAUUUCUUGUAAGAGUUGUGUGGCUAAGGAAAGCAAAAGGUUCAUAGCAAAAGGCUUUCUGUUUCUCACUUCCCUCUCUUCUACAGGCACGCCUGUGCAUUUCUGUGCCUGAUACUUCUGGAUGAUAGAGACUCUGAAACUGUAAUAGCUCCUCUCAAACAUAUAAACAUCAUAUAAUUUUUUAAAAGCAGAAUAUGAUUUCUUAUUUUCAGUCUUUCUAUCAGAUCCUUCAUAGGAUAGAAGCAUAGUCUUCCCUGACAGUCAUUCUGAUACUAACACUAAUGAUGCAAAUACCUCCACAGGAGAUGGUCCACUCUGAAGAGACUUAACACAUAGGAAAUAGUACUACACAGGCAACUUGCACCGCUCCACUUGCUUUUUAAACAGGUGAUAAAAAGUCAAGGUAAGUUUCACGAUUAAAAUGAUACAAAGUCUUAUUCUAUCACCAAGUGUUACCUCAGUUCUCUCAGCCAGGAACAAGCCUUCCCUGAUACAGUGCUUUCUUCAGAGCCUGCCAAAGGAGGUUCUCCAUCCCACAGGGUUUGGGUUAGCUGUGCAUCAGGAACAGAUGGCUGAGCAUCCUCCUAUCUAUCCCUGGAACUAGCACGAAAAAAGCUGUUGGAUGCCGUCACUGCCCUCACUAUCCUGGGUGCCUGCCAGUUAAAGCAGCAGACUAUUCCUGCAAUACUCUGAAGCAAACUGGAUUGUAUUUUAAUGAAAAAAAAACAAAAAACCCACCAGCUGAACACCCGCUGAAAUCAGGGAAAAUCUCUCCUGUUUGUCUAACCUGUUUGCAUUAAGGAAAUAAAUCAGAUUUUAUUUGAUUUA